This is a messenger RNA of Rhopalosiphum padi (bird cherry-oat aphid), 453 nucleotides long. RefSeq names its product protein GVQW3-like. The coding region runs from base 1 to 453 and encodes 150 amino acids. The transcript has a single exon. NCBI's taxonomy places the organism in Eukaryota, Metazoa, Arthropoda, Insecta, Hemiptera, Aphididae. The record is from RefSeq and is a predicted model, not a curated record.
AUGGAAGGAAUAGAAGAACAACGUGUGUGCGUAAAAUUUUGUUUUAAAUUAGGAAAAAGUUCGAGUGAAACUUUUAAACUUUUGCAGCAAGCUUUUGGAGAUGAUGUUCUGUCUCGGACAACAUGUUUUGAGUGGUUAAAACGAUUUAAGGAAGGUAGAACAUCCGUCAAGGAUAACGAACGACCUGGUAGACCAUCGACCAGUAAAACAAAUGAAACUGUUGCUCGUGUUCGUGAAAUUAUUCGAAAUAAUCGUCGAUUAACUAUCAGAGAAGUAGCAGAAGACGUCGGAAUAUCUUAUGGUUCGUGCCAAGAAAUAUUAACAAAAGAAUUGGGCAUGAGCCGAAUCGCAGCCAAAUUUGUUCCUCGCCUCUUAACCGAUGAACAAAAACAAAACCGAAAGACCAUCGCUCAAGAACUUUUUGAAAGAACAGAAAGUGACCAAGACUUUUAA